Phascolarctos cinereus (koala) is the source of this 3545-nucleotide messenger RNA. The record is from RefSeq and is a predicted model, not a curated record. Lineage: Eukaryota; Metazoa; Chordata; Mammalia; Diprotodontia; Phascolarctidae.
GAGGUUAGGUUGCCUGGAGAUGCAGUGGCCUCCAUGGCUAUGAUAAGUUUCCUGUUUGUGGCGGUGAUGUAUGUUGUCCAGCACCUGAUGCUUGUCAGUGACCGGAUGGACCUGGACACACUGGCCCGAAGCCGACAACUGGAGAAGGUGAUGAUCGAAGAGAUGCGGCAGCUAGAGCUGGAGUUUGAAGAGAGAACCCGGGAGGAGGACAAGAGGCAGGCAAUCUGGAAACCCUUAGAAACUGGGAAAAGAAAACGUGAAGAAAUCAAUGAGGAAAAAACCAAGGAAAACAACGUACCAACAGAAGAUUCGAAGAAGACCUGGGCAUUCCAGUCUGAAGCCAAAGGGCCGCUAGGCUGGAUGCUGGGGAACCUGUGGAACGCAGGCCUCUUUAGUCUCUUUCUCCUUUUUGAGCUUUUCCGGCAGAAUAUGCAACAUGAACAACUUUUUGACUCUAGCAGCGAUGAGGAAGAGGAGGAAACCACUGGGGAGACUGUUACUACCUGCAGUUGGUUAUCUGACUUUCCUAAGCAGGAAGACUUGGAUUCCUUUUUUGAGCAGAACCUCCAAAACACCACCCGUGACCUGCCUAGUACUUGUGAAUUUGUGGAGAGCUUUGUGGAUGACCUGAUAGAGGCCUGUCAGGUACUGGGCCGGAGGGAGAUACACCCGCAGUUGGAGGAUUGCCUGGGUGUAGGCCCUGCCUUUGAGAAAUGGGGCAUUGGCCAAGAUGCUCACAGGUUCGAAGUGCUGGUGCCUUUAUCAGCCCCACAAAGCAACUCAUUCCACCUAGAGAUGAGAGCCCCAGAAUCCAGUCUGCUCCGUUGUGGCCGAGUGGUGGUGGAGUCAGAAUGCGUGUGCAAACGAGAAAAGCUUUUGGGUGAUGUGCUGUGUCUUGUACAUCACUGGGACCAAACCUCAAGUACUGGUAGCCCUGCCAAGUCCCUGAAGUCCAACUUUUGUACCGGCUCAAACCUGGAUGUGUACAAGAGCCUGUAUUGGUUCCGAAGCCUGGUGGGGAAUGCCUGGGCCCUAGUGGCACAUAAGUAUGACUUUAAGCUUAGCCUCCCACCUUCAGUCACCUCAUGUAAACUGAGGCUGGACUACCGCUCAGGUCGAUUUCUCUUAAUCAACUUGAUCCUGGGAGUGCAACGGGAUGACUCUCUGGUUUAUUUUGUGAGUCAAUCACCUGAGCAAGAGAAGCUGACUAGUGUGGACUGGCCUGAGUCUUUCGCAGCCUGUGAGCACCUGUUCCUGAAGCUGGUUGGGCGAUUUGCCCCAGAGAAGACUUGUCAUCUCAAGUGCCUCCAGAUCAUUUCGUACCUCCAGAGUCUCAAGGCCCCACCCCAUGGGCUACAUCAACCCAUCCUCACCCCUUACCACUUCAAGACAGCCCUCAUGCAUCUCUUGCUACAACUGCCUCUCACUGACUGGAAGCCUGAUCUAUUUCCCCAACGGCUCCAGGACAUUCUCUGGUACCUUGGCCGUGGGCUUCAGGAGAGAUGUCUUUAUCACUUCUUGAUUGGAAACACCUUUCUACCCCUUACCAUCCCAGUCCCCAAGAACUUUCGGAGUGCUAAGCCCGUCAAUCUCUUUCGUCACCUCGAACUGGACUCUGCGGCACACUCAAAGGCAGUGACAGAGUUCCAUGACCUUGUGACCCAGGUGAAAUCUUUGCCCGGCUUACCAAUAUCUGGUAGGGUCAUGUAAAGGCCAUUAAAAACGGGAUUUCUGAUUUUCGGGGCUCCUAUAGAGUCUGUUUUUCAGAUGUCUUACAGUCAGUAUCUGUGCCCCUUGACUUGUCAUGAGGAUAUGUAGUUCAUGAGCCUGGGCAUAGGGUACAAGAGGAGACAUUUCAUGAAAAUAGGGUAUAGGCUACCUGGCACUAACUAACCUAGGCUGUGGCUUCUAAGGUUUAUUCUACUGACAUGAUUCACAACAUGAUCAAAAGGAGAUCAGAGUGCACAGGCACACAUGGCCGCAUAUUCUUGUGACUGAGAUCUAGAAGGAAAACAGGUUCUGAGAAGCUGUAAACAUUUGUACUGAAAAUUGGGGAGAACUUGAGAGAAUAGCCAUUUUAGCCUGUUCCUAUUUAUGCAUCUUACCUAGUUUUCCCUUUAAACUUGAUUCCCUUAUGUGAACAGAUCUAUUUCACUUGCAGCAAAGUUGAUCACAUUCUAUAAAGUGCUUUUUAAUCAUAAAGCCCUAUAUAAAUGGGAGUCAUUUGUUAUUCGAAUAAUUCCUUGACAUCACUUCAUCCCAAGCAAAUGCUAUCAGGCUUUUUGAUUUCAAAUUCACAGAUUUUAGGAUCUAACUCCUCCUAUGUGAGCAUUCCAUACCUUCAAUAUUUCUAACAUGCAACCAAGAAAUAAGGCAUUUUCUUCUUUGUUGUGUUUUUCAGUUUUGACUCCAAAUUUUGUGGUGAUUGUAUCCCUGAUACCACCAGUCUUAAUCAAAUCAUGUAUUAGCAUUGAUUCUUCAACACUGUCAUGAAAAGAAUCAGAGGAAGGCCUCUAGCCAUCAGGCUGAUCACUUAUGGAGGAUUAUGGAGACAUAGGCAAAAUUUAUUCAAGAUAAGAACAUAGGAACAGGUUAUGAUCUACACGGUUGGAGGAAGUACCCACAUUGUUGCUGAAGUGUAAGAUUCUGAAAUUAACAAUCGACCCUACUGGCCAAAGUAAUUUACUUAUUCUAAUUGAUGCCAUAGCCAGUAUCAGACAACUUUUCCAGUGCUUAGAAGCAACAGAGAGUACUUAAGGAGGAUCUUUUAAAAACAGGGUCACUAAGAUUGAUAAUUGCUAUGUAGUAUUAUUGAAAGAGAAUAUCUCUCUCAGUUUUAAGAGAUAACCAACAAUUGCUAUAGAGUUAUUGAGGAAGAGCUUUUUACGUGGAAAGAAGCUUUAACCUCUAAUACAUCCAUUAACCUCUAAUACACUCUACUUUUCCUCAGUUUGGAAAUUCUUUCAGUUUCUUUUAAAUUUAGACUGAAGAAUUAUCUCUACAUUGUGGUUUUUCACAAGUGAGGUUACAAGAACCCAGGUUUACUUAUGACAAAGUAUUGGUUUUAAAGACGUUAUGGAUUUGCUUUUGCCUUUUUGAACCUCAGGUAUUGAUUUAUAUAGGUUUGUGGGGGUAAAGAAUGAGGGCAGGGAUCAUAGUCAGAGACUGUGCAUGCUGUUUCUCCCCCACUGUUAUCAUAAAAUGCUAUCUAUGGAAAUGUGGCUGACAUGACAUUAACACUACCACAGGGUGUCAGAUGUUAACUAGUUUCUCUGGGACUAUAGUCAUGAUAACACAAAAUGACUCAAAAUGUUUGCCAAAAUCCAGUGCUAACUCACAUUGUUCUCCAUAGUCCAAGGGCAGCUCAUUUUUUGUAUGAUACCCUCUGGGAUAUGCCAUGAGUUUCUUUGAAGUUGUGAAGUUUUAUGACGGUGGAAGAUGUUUUUUUUUCUUAAAUAUAUACACACAUACACUUGUUCUGUGGAAUUGAAAAUAACUUGUAUUUUAUUUUUGAACCAAUAAAGUAAAAUUAUUUUCUAUACAAA